Messenger RNA from Vicia faba (fava bean), 297 nucleotides. NCBI's taxonomy places the organism in Eukaryota, Viridiplantae, Streptophyta, Magnoliopsida, Fabales, Fabaceae. The record is from the annotation of a GenBank genome assembly.
AUGGGUAGUAUUCCUACUAGCCACAUGAUACUAAAGUUGUGCUUGUACAUAACUUUAAUUCUUGUAGUGAGUUUUGACAACACAAGUGCAGCAAGAAAACUACUACAAAGAGGUCCGGUGAAAGGUUCGACGAGGAAUCCAUGCUCCACCGUUCCUGGCCGGAGUAAAGGACGGUGUACUUUGGCUGAAAUUCAUGUAGCCGGACAUGUUAACAUAGCUCACGCGCCACCACUAGGGUUUCAUGGAGAUAUAGUUAUUCCCCCCAAGUUUGAAAUUGGAGCAGCUAGCUCUCAUUAG